This is a messenger RNA of Zeugodacus cucurbitae (melon fly), 1585 nucleotides long. It is a transcript of the gene eIF4B, whose product is annotated as eukaryotic translation initiation factor 4B. The record is from RefSeq and is a predicted model, not a curated record. Lineage: Eukaryota; Metazoa; Arthropoda; Insecta; Diptera; Tephritidae. The transcript has 5 exons. Bases 103 to 1500 code for a protein of 465 amino acids. Gene Ontology annotation, molecular function: RNA binding.
GUGAUAGCUAGAGUUACCAAGUUUGGCUGCUUAUAAUGACGUGGCAACUCGUAUUUUUAUACAAGUGUUUGUACAAUUUAUUUAAGAAAGGUGUUCAGCGUAAUGGCUUCGUCAGGAAAAAAAGGAAAGAAAAAGGGCACCGUCAUAUCGUUGCAGUCCUUCUUGGCAAAUGGUGAUGUACCCGUGGGAAUCACACAAGUAUCCAAAAAAGUCAGGAACCUUGAGGGUGAAGAAAGUGAUGAUGGAGCUAAUACUAUGCCUCUAGUUUUCCAAUUACCAACUGCCCCUAGAGCAAAUCGUAUAUUUGAUGAUGAUUCCGUUCCGCAUAGCCCUCCAUAUAUCGCAUACUUAACCAACCUUCCUUUUGAUGCCAAAGAAGAGGAUUUACAAGAAUUUUUCGGUGCAACGCCAAUAGUAUCUUUGCGUUUACCACGUGAGGAAGGCGAAACAGGUCGUGUAAGAGGUUUUGGUUAUGUUGAAUUUGAGAAUCGAGAUGAUUUAAUCAAUACUCUAAGCUUGCCCGACCCAUCUAUUAAAGGCAGAAGGAUUAGAAUAGAAUUAUCUAAUGAGAGUGAUAACCAAGGUUUUAGACAAAGAGGAAAUCGUCGUGGUUUUGAUGGUUUCUCUAACAGUGGAGAAAAUAGGGAAUCUACCAAUUGGCGUCGAGACAGUAAUAAUACUAAUUCUAAUGAUGGUUAUGGUAAGCCCUUUAGUCGGGAAAGAAGAUAUGAACCAGACGAAAAUAAAAGUUCAGGCUCUUGGCGGUCUGGAAACAGAACUAAUACGAAUCAAAAUCUUGAGUCUAAAUUCAGAAAUAAAGACGCUGAAAGGCCCAUUCCAAACAGAUUUAAAAGAGAUGAUCAAGAAUUGGAAAGGCCUAAACUUAAUUUGAAGCCGCGCACACUACCUCUGCCAGUUGUGAACAAAGAUUUAGAUAGAGACAUAGAAAUCAUAGGUGAAAAUAAUAAAACUCCUACACCAGUUGGUGUUACGUCUCAAAACGUAUUUGGUUCUGCAAAGCCAGUAGAUACAGCUACUCGUGAAUUGGAGAUCGAGGAAAGAAUGAGUGAAGCUCGCCGUCAGCAGCAGAUAAAACAUGAACUUGAUCAAAGUGAAAUCAAUGAGAAAAUUGGAGAUAUUCAAUUGGAGAAAACUAAUAAGGAUUCUACGAAUUAUACCACAAGCUGGCGUAGAAAAGAUGUUGCCGUCGAAAAUCUGGAUAACAAUAGUUUAGGACAUAGUACAGAUGGACUAGAUGCACAGAAAAUCGAAAAUCGUCGCUAUGACAGAGAUGAACACCCUCAAACCAGAAAUCGUGAGCAUAUUGACCGCGAUAAAAGCAGCUACAUACAACGCGAUGGAAAACACAAAGAUGAAAAUAAGGUUAAGAAAUUUACGAAAAACGAGCGCACAUUUCCAAAAAGUCAGGAAAACAUAAAUCUACCGGUUCUCCAAACAUCAAAUAAAUAUGCUGGUCUUAAUGACGAGGUAUCGGAUUAAUCGCCUUAAAUUAUACCGUUUCGUAUAUGAAGUUUUUAUAAUUUAAAGUAAUAAAAUGCAUUUAUGGAUGUAUGUUUUUUCUGUA